Messenger RNA from Zonotrichia leucophrys gambelii, 1951 nucleotides. It is a transcript of the gene ENO1, whose product is annotated as enolase 1. Gene Ontology annotation, molecular function: magnesium ion binding; phosphopyruvate hydratase activity. Lineage: Eukaryota; Metazoa; Chordata; Aves; Passeriformes; Passerellidae. Gene Ontology annotation, biological process: glycolytic process. The coding region runs from base 111 to 1556 and encodes 481 amino acids. The record is from RefSeq and is a predicted model, not a curated record. Gene Ontology annotation, cellular component: phosphopyruvate hydratase complex. The transcript has 12 exons.
GAUUUUCCACGAGGCCCCGGCCCUGCCGCACGUAGCGCACGCACGCGAGCCCGCCGCUGGCGCGAGGCGGCGUCAGCCAAUCGGAGCGCGGCAGGGGACGGCGCUGGCCAAUGGGCGCGGCCGGGGGGCGGGCCCUGUGCGCGAGGGCGGCUAUAGGCGGGCGAGCGCGGAGCCGUUGGGUCUCAGUCAGAGCCGGGGCGGCGACAGCAGAGGGGCUGCGGAGCGGGACUGCAGGCACAGCGGUACUAAAGAUGUCUAUCACCAAGAUCCAUGCCCGUGAAAUCUUUGACUCCCGUGGCAACCCCACUGUUGAGGUAGACCUGUACACCAACAAAGGUCUGUUCAGAGCUGCUGUUCCCAGCGGUGCAUCCACUGGAAUCUACGAGGCUCUGGAGCUCCGUGACAAUGACAAGACACGCUACAUGGGCAAAGGUGUCUCAAAAGCUGUUGAGCACGUCAAUAAAACGAUUGCACCUGCACUGAUUAGCAAGAAUGUGAACGUUGUGGAACAAGAAAAGAUUGACAAGCUGAUGCUGGAAAUGGAUGGGACUGAGAACAAAUCCAAAUUUGGUGCUAAUGCCAUCCUGGGUGUGUCGCUGGCUGUGUGCAAAGCUGGUGCUGCUGAGAAGGGAGUUCCCCUGUACCGGCACAUCGCCGACCUUGCUGGAAACCCCGAGGUCAUUCUGCCAGUUCCUGCUUUCAACGUCAUCAACGGGGGCUCCCACGCUGGCAACAAGCUGGCCAUGCAGGAGUUCAUGAUCCUGCCCGUGGGGGCUGACAGCUUCAAGGACGCCAUGCGGGUCGGGGCAGAGGUCUACCACAACCUCAAGAACGUCAUCAAGGAGAAGUAUGGCAAGGAUGCCACCAACGUGGGGGAUGAGGGUGGCUUUGCCCCCAACAUCCUGGAAAACAAAGAAGCUCUGGAGCUGCUGAAGACAGCCAUUGCCAAGGCUGGCUACACUGACAAGGUGGUCAUUGGCAUGGACGUGGCUGCCUCAGAGUUCUACAGGGAUGGCAAAUACGACCUGGACUUCAAAUCCCCCGAUGACCCCAGCAGAUACAUCACUCCUGACCAGCUGGCUGACCUCUACAAGGGCUUUGUCAAGAACUACCCUGUGGUGUCCAUUGAAGACCCCUUUGACCAGGAUGACUGGGGUGCCUGGAAGAAGUUCACUGGCAGCGUCAACAUCCAGGUGGUUGGUGAUGAUCUGACUGUGACCAACCCAAAGAGAAUUGCCAAGGCCGUGGAUGAGAAGGCCUGCAACUGCCUGCUCCUCAAGGUCAACCAGAUUGGCUCCGUGACAGAGUCCCUGCAGGCCUGCAAGCUGGCCCAGUCCAAUGGCUGGGGUGUGAUGGUGAGCCACCGCUCUGGAGAGACAGAAGACACCUUCAUUGCUGACCUGGUAGUGGGUCUCUGCACUGGCCAGAUCAAAACCGGUGCCCCGUGCCGAUCCGAGCGUCUGGCCAAGUACAACCAGCUGCUGAGAAUUGAGGAGGAGCUCGGCAGCAAGGCUCGCUUUGCUGGGAGGAACUUCAGGAACCCUCGUGUCAACUAAGUGUGGAAGAGUCCCCUCUGUUCUGGUUCAGCACUAGAUAUUGACUUAGAUCACAAUUACCUGUACUAGAAAGAUAAGGGCAGCUGAAGGAAAAGACCAGUCUGCAGGUCCUCUUAUCCUCUAGAUGAUCCCUUCACCCAGUGUUUUCACCAACUCUGGUCUGUCAAUUGUAAUGCUCUGCUGCUUCUGUAGAACAGUCCCUGGGGGUGCUCUGUGUAUUUAACACCCUCGGGGGUCAUGACAUUGUGAUUCUGGGCAUAAACACUUUAGUUCCCUUCUCUGUCUCAUCUUCACCGUUUGGAGCCGUGUGAUUUGCAGUGCAGCAAGAGGUACCUGCAGACAGAGACAGUAGUGUUUUUACAUGUGAUAAAUAAAAGCAUCAAACAACCCAACAA